Tarenaya hassleriana is the source of this 1624-nucleotide messenger RNA. Its product is annotated as shikimate O-hydroxycinnamoyltransferase. The record is from RefSeq and is a predicted model, not a curated record. Gene Ontology annotation, molecular function: acyltransferase activity, transferring groups other than amino-acyl groups. Bases 196 to 1521 code for a protein of 441 amino acids. The transcript has 5 exons. Lineage: Eukaryota; Viridiplantae; Streptophyta; Magnoliopsida; Brassicales; Cleomaceae.
CAAAACACCUCUAUUACAUAAACGCUAUCUUGAUGACAAAGCACCAAAAGCAGUUGCUUGCUUCCAUUUUCUUCUUCCUCAGCCAGCCUCACAUUCCAUGAAAGCUCGAAGUUUAUGUGCUUGAAAAUCGAGUAGUUUCGAGGGGUACGAACCCUUGAUCGGAUUUCUCCUGGGGCGGUCGUAGGUUGUUGGGAAAUGAAGAUUCGCGUGAAGCAAUCAACGAUCGUGAAACCGGCAAAGGAGACGCCGAGACACAGUCUAUGGCUUUCAAACAUAGACCUGAUCCAAGUCAGGCUUCACAUGGGCACGCUUCACUUCUACAAGCCACUCCUCUCCUCCAAUGUUGUCGGAACCCGAUUCCUCAAAGAUGCUCUUAGCGAUAUUCUGGUUCCGUACUACCCUGCUGCUGGGAGGCUCCGGAGGGGCGAGAAUGGCAGGUUGGAGGUUCACUGCAAUGGAGAAGGAGUCCUGUUUGUGGAGGCUGAGACUGAUUCUACUGUAAGCGACAUUGGUUUACACACUCCAAGUUUGGAUCUUGCUCGGCUUGCUCCGUCAGUUGAUUAUUCAGGGGGCAUAUCCUCAUACCCUCUUCUUCUUUUCCAGGUUACGUUUUUCAAGUGUGGAGCGAUCUGUAUGGGAGCGCAGAUACACCAUACUUUCGGGGAUGGAGCUUCUCUGGUUCAACUGAUGGAAGCAUGGGCUCAAACUGCCCGAGGCCUUCGGGUGAAGGAGCUGCCAUUCUUGGACCGCAAUGUUCUCCGAGCACGGGAUCCGCCCUCUCCGAUGUUUCCUCACACAGAGUACCAACCUCCUCCUUUUCAGAUACCCACUUUGAAAUCCUCGAUUUACAGAUCAGCUCCCGAAACGGAGUCCAUGAUUGCUACCCUUAGGCUCACACCUCUCCAGCUAAACGCCCUUAGAACAAAGGUUGACGGCAGUGAUGGUCAAUACAGUUUAUACGAAAUUUUGGUGGCACAUAUCUGGCGUUGUGCUUGCUUUUCAGAGCUUAAAGAGAAGGAACACGUGACGAGGCUGCAUAUAAUAUUGGACGGGCGGACGAGGCUGGAGCCGAAGCUUCCAAAGGGCUAUGUGGGGAACGUUCUGUUUCACGCUCGGCCAGCAGUGUUAUCGAGCGAUCUCCGGGGAGAGCGUUUCGGCAAAACGGCAGAGAGAAUUCGCGGGGAGAUUCGGAAAAUGAGAAACGACUACUUGAGAUCGGCGAUCGAUUACUUGGAGAAUCAUCCAAACCUGGAAGAAUUGGUGCCUGGAGAAGGGAAUCCGAUUUUCGGGGGGAGUAAUCUGUGUGUGGUGGGACUGAGUAGGCAUGUGAAGUACGGAUUGGAUUUUGGGUGGGGGAGGAAACUGUACACGAGGGCUUCCCAUAUGAACGAAGGGAAAGGAUUCGUGAUGGAGGGCGAGGAGGAAGAUGGGAGCUUGGUGGUGAUGAUGUGUUUGAAGAAGCGUCAUAUGGUGAAGUUUGAGAAGCUGUUUUAUGAGUCUUUGCCGGUGGCAGCCUUGUGAUUUGAUUGUCAUAUUACCUCUUGUAAGAAUCAUAUUACAUUAGGUCACCCAAGGAGACGGCCGGCCAAUUUGGUUAAUAUAUAUAGCCGUAAGUAUAGUUGAA